AGCAGGCUAAUGAUCAGUUUCGUAAGUCCUGUCGUGAACUUCAUCAGGGAAUCCUACAUUCCUCGCGAUUCAUAAAUAACCAGUUUACCAUUUUCCUCAGAGGUACAUACAAUGGGAAGAAAGUUUGCUCAGUGGAUCUCGCAGUUAAUAAAGCAAGUCUAUGCCACGGAUUAGGAGCGAUCCUCUAUUUUAAUUUUGCAUUGGUUGAUGAGGACAACAUGGAAGCUGCUGAGUAUACCGAACUCGUUGGAGGCAAUAAAACCGGAUCCGUCCUAGUCGACCCGGUGUAUUCGAAGACUCCGGACAAGUUGGCGACCGUUUCGUCAGUUCCUCAACAGGUUGCUGGCCGAUACCUGUUCAGGGUGGACGACGUCGUACGAAAAGGCGGUUGCUCGAAUCUUACCGUUGGCACUUAUCGACUGACCAUUUAUCCGGACAUCGUUAACUCAAUGGGAAAUUCGACAGUUACUCUCAACGGCCUUUGUUUAAAACCGAACGAUCAACCGAUACUGUACUUCUCUGAAAACAGGCCGGCCUUCUGUGUGGUAAAAAAUGCGGCCAUCGCCGAAUGCAAAAUGCUUCAGUACUACCAGUGGAGCGUAAAACAUGUAUAUUUCCAACGUAUGCCUUACAGUAACAUGUGCACUGAAUUUCGACCUGUGUUUCUAGUGCCCGAUGGAUUAGAUCCCUACGACCUCGAAUUGGGGUCUAUGGAUCUGUGGUACGUGAAAAAUCCGCCCUUAAAGCGGGACAUAUCGUGGUACCCGGGAAAUUUUACAGACACGAACUUCCGCAGAAUGAGUACCUUAGAGCUUUCACUGUGGGGUUAUAAGGAGUGGCGUGACGAUCGAGUCAUGAAAUUCAUUCCUACGUUGACGAAACUCGCGGUUAUUAACAACGUCAAUAACAACCAAGACCCAACAGUACUGAAACAGACGUAUAGCCUUGCUUCGAACCAGCUGUAUCCCUCCAAUUGGCUGAUACCCGUCUCGGAGGCGAUGACGUAUCGAUUCGGAUUUUUGAAGCUGGCUUCCAUCGACCCACAGCACAAUAUGGGUGAAGGCAACUAUCUGCCUUGUUUAACAUCUCACAUGAGAAGUUCAUGGGUUGGAUUAAACGAUGCAUACUCAACCAACCUGGACCUAGAGAGGUUCUCGGCUGAUAAAUGUAUUGAAUGGUUCGAAGAAGACGGGCAGCAGUGGAACUUCAUUAGGGACACGGAAACGAACUCUUCGUGUCCGUGUCGAUUGGAGCAGGCCAACAUCGACCUCGGUCGAUACAUGCCCCACCCACGUUGCUCACAGCGUUUCCGGACACUCAGCUGCGACACCUUCAUCGGUGCUAAAGAGUGCUUCAUAUCCACCAACAACGUAGAGGGGUGGGUGCUAAACUUUAAUGAUAUACGUUUCAGGAAUUACGUCACUCACUAUGGACAGGUGUGCUGCUAUGACAGGGACGGUUUCCUGAUGCAGACCACGUAUCAGACCGUGGUACAGGUUCCCGAGUAUCCGUACAAUCCAGGUUUUCCUCAAAGGGCCUAUGAAUUUGGCACUUAUCCAUUCACUAAACAGUUUGAGCUUCCAACUUUGUCAAACUAUUAUCACGAUGUGUUGCCGUACUUCUUCUGCUGCAAGUGGGCUGUCAACCACUGUCAAUUCUUUUACUGGAGAAGGCCAGGCAGUGGAUGCCAGGAGUAUUACGCUCCAGCUGUUGGAACGGUGAUGGGCUCUGGACAUUUCGUUACCUACGAUGGCGUCAAGUACACGUUUAACGAACCUGGAACAUACGUACUGUUUUUCAUGAAAUCCCCAAAGGUGCUGAUCGAGCUCCGUUUGGAACGAUAUCCGAACCGAAUGGUGGAUUUCAGCAGCCGGUCAAUCAAUCAGUACGAGCUGGUUCAGCCUCUGAACGCGUCGGUGGUCACCGGUGUGGCGCUCCAAGAGGGUAACCCCGAAGAGUCGGACAAAGUGUUGGUCAUAUUGCGGAAGGAUUGCCGUCGAUAUCGUUACCGAACAAACAUUUUCGUCAAUGACGAGCUGGUCUACUUUGACACCAUGAAAAUUCAGCGAUUUAGAGGAGUCACCAUUUACGUCAAUGGUUGGAUGGAGGGACAGUCAGAGGUGUACGUUGUUUUGGAAAAGUCACGCAUCGGAGUGCGUAUUCGUGAAAGUUACGGCAUGGAAAUCAGACGACGCGUUUUGUACGAGGAGUCUAUGGGAUUGCUGGACGUUCUUGUCUCGGUACCUCCAGAGUACAAAUUGGUAAAAAUGGCACCAUAUUACGCCAUAAGGCAUAAGGUACCAAAUGUUUCAGAAUUGAUUGGACCCGUGUACACCGCCGCCCCGGAAAUCUUGAAAGAGUAUCCGUUUUAUCCUCAGUAUAGAAUGAGCAUGGAACAACUGUACCAGAGGUGCAUGGGGUCGCCGAUGUCAUCAGAUAUGUGUUUGAACAUGCAGGACAUGAAUGAGAUUCACCAAACCUGCCUGAACAUGUACGUUUGCCGCUAUGACUUUUUAUUGCUCAAGCAGAAGAUCUUGGGACAAGAAAUCCGCAAGUUUUACGACGUAGACAAUUAUUUUCCCGAGUUCGUUUUUAUUCGCUCUUUUCCAGACACGAGUUGCGGAGCAGUUAACAUAGAAUAUCCCGAUUACCUGUUGAUCAAUCCGCCAACGGGGAAGCUUUAUUUAGAAGGCAACGAAAUACAGUUCGAAUGUUACCCAACUCACUGGAUCAAAGGAACCGACCAUUACACAUGUUAUGGCGGACAAUGGAAUAAAGCGUUCCUCAUCGCAAUAUUCCUUUGCUGUUGGGUGGUGAAAAGAAGUCGACGAGACAGAACCAAGGGACAAACGUACAAAACCGGAGAGUAA
This is a messenger RNA of Soboliphyme baturini, 2870 nucleotides long. The record is from the annotation of a GenBank genome assembly. NCBI's taxonomy places the organism in Eukaryota, Metazoa, Nematoda, Enoplea, Dioctophymatida, Soboliphymatidae.